AUGGAGCGCCCAGCAAGUCCCGCGCCGAAAAACAGAAUGCCAAGGAAGCUGAUUCUUUGUUUCGAUGGCACCGGGAACAAGUUCCAUGGCGAUGAGAGCGAUAGCAACAUCCUCAAAAUAUUCCGUAUGCUCGAUCGCACUGCGGAUGAUCAGUUUCACUACUACCAGCCUGGUAUUGGCACUUACGUCGUGUCCAACUCACUUACACACACGGGCAUGAAAGCGCGUUUUCGGUCCUGGUAUCAGAAGGCCAAGGACUCAGCAGUCGGUUCCUCCUUCGAUCAGCAUGUCGUCGGCGGUUACCGCUUCCUCAUGCGGUUUUACAAUCCGGGGGAUGAGAUUUACAUGUUCGGCUUCAGUCGCGGCUCGUACAUUGCCCGCUUUCUGGCCGAGAUGCUCGACUACAUCGGCCUCUUGUCCCAUGGCAACGAAGAAAUGGUUUCUUUUGCCUGGAAGGCAUUCGCCAACUGGCAGAGUCGCCGGGGCAGUGACAAAGACGACAAGGCGGAGGGUGAGGACGGAAAGAAGCACGAGAUGUAUCACUUCAUGAAGGGCUUCCGCGAGACCUUUUCGCGACCCGUCGGCAGAAUUCGAUUCCUGGGCCUCUUCGACACAGUGAAUUCUGUACCUCGGUUUGAAACAGCCUGGAUGCAGCGCAGCAAGUUUCCAUAUACGGCGCGGAGCAGUGCUAGAGUCAUCCGCCACGCCGUCAGUAUCGAUGAGCGACGGGCCAAGUUCCGGCAAGACUUGAUGUAUCAGCAGGGAAACAAGCGCCAUCGCAACCAGCACAGCCACUGGAAGAGGGAUUGGGAGCACAUGAUGGGCCACGGGCGAGAUGGCGAUUCCGGCGCAGAAUCAGACAGCACCGAAAGAGCGUAUAACGACGACAGAGGCAGACGGCCCAGUCAGCAGACGACAGCAGCGGACAGACCUACAUCGGGGAAGCCACAAAACAGCAAGUAUAUGCCAUACCGAGCCAGGUCGAAGUCUGCGACCCGGGGAGAUCGCCGUUUGUCGGUGGGCUGCGACGCCUCGGAGCAGCUUUCUGUUGCUGAAUAUGAAGAUAGCGGUAAUGACCAAGACAUUGACGAGGUGUGGUUUGCCGGUGGCCAUGGCGACAUUGGCGGUGGAUGGCAGAUGGAGUCUGACGGCAAGAACGCGAGCCAUGUGCCCCUGAUUUGGAUGGUACGAGAAGCUAUGCGUGCUGGCUUGAUGUUCGAUAUGGACAAGGUCCGGGAACUAGACUGCUGCGACCUGUACAACGACUAUGGCAGCGCCAGCUUCAACAAAGGCCAACGAGGCCGCGAGAGAGGGCCCGACAUUCGGGUCAACCAGGAGGGUGGAGAGGAACAAGAACCUGUGAUGCCUCCCAGUCCAGACACUGUCGCAGAUGAAGAUGAGGAGAAGAAGGUAUUCCUCGACAUGAUGCACAAGGCUCAUCUCGCCCGGAUCCACGAUUCCCUCGAAUACGGCGGUGGUCUCCCUGGAACGGCCGUGACGGCAUGGAAAAUCAUGGAGUGGAUGCCAUUUCGACGGAUGGACCUUCAGUCGGACGGAACUUGGAAGCCCAUCAACUGGCCGCUGCCGCGCGGCGAAGUGCGAGACAUUCCCAACAAUGUGCGCGUUCACGGCAGCGUCAUCCGGCGCAUGAAGAUGGACCCGACGUAUCGCCCCGGUAAUCUGAUCAUAGGCGGAGGCGGUCGAGGGAUCCGAGUUGCGCCUGAAGAGUACGGCAUAGGAGAGUGGGUGUGCGUGCAGGAAGAGGGCGACCCGAUUGGUGAGAUUUGGAUGCGCAAAGGCGAUCCUCCGAAGCUGGACAUUGAUCUCUCUCUAAACGGCCGAUCCCUCACGAUGCCCGUACCGACUAUCUUCUACCUCCUGGAGAACGGCUUCCCCCCCGUCAUCCGCGACAAUGCCCGGCCCAUCCUGCUCACCAUCGGCACUAUCGCCUUCCUCGUCCUGCUGAAGCUCUACACCUCCGGCCGGACGAACACCUCUGAGCGCAACCUCCAUGGAAGGGUCAUUAUGGUCACUGGCGGAACGAGCGGCAUAGGGGCCCAAGUGACGCAGGAGCUGGCAGCUCGCGGUGCUCAGCUCGUCCUGCUGACGCAGGUCCCGGCCUCGGACCCGUUCCUCGUCGAGUUCAUACAAGAUAUCCGGGACAACACGGGCAACCAUCUGAUCUACGCGGAACAAGUCGACCUCUCGAGCCUGUACAGCAUCAGGAAGUUUGCUACUAAAUGGGUAGACAACGCCCCGCCGCGGAGACUGGACAUGAUUGUGCUGUGCGCAUCGACCCUGACGCCACCGGGAGGAAAGAGAACCGUUACCGAAGAUGGCAUUGAAGAGAUGUGGAUGGUCAAUUACCUCGCCAAUUUCCACUUGCUGAGCAUCCUCAGUCCUGCCCUCAAGGCACAGCCCUUUGACAGAGACGUGCGCGUGAUCAUUGCGACAUGCUCUUCGUACAUUGGCUCUCCCUCUUUGAAAGACGGUCUUGGAAACGUUGAAAAGGGCUGGUCUGCCGGGUCUGCCUACGCACGCAGCAAACUUGCCCUCAACGUGUUCGGCUCCUAUUUUCAGAAGCACCUGGACUCGUACAAACGUCCCGACCAGCUGCCCAUGAACACCCGCGUCAUCUUUGUCGAUCCAGGUCUCAGUCGAACGCCGGGCACACGGCGAUGGCUCACUCGAGGCUCUCUCUUUGGUCUUGCGCUUUACCUGAUUUUCUACGCCAUCCCGUGGUUCUUGCUCAAGUCGCCCAGAAAAGGUGCCCAAUCGAUUCUCCACGCCGCAAUGGAUGAGAACCUCGGACGCGGCAGCGGUGGCAAGCUGAUCAAGGAGUGCAUGGAGGUGGACUUUGCGCGGAGGGAGAUUACAGACGACGAGGUGGCCAAGAAGCUGUGGGAGGAGAGCGACGCCCUGAUUGAAAAGACGGAGAAGAUCGCGGCCAAGAAGAGGUUGCAGAAGAAGGAGGAGCAGAAGGAGAAGGAAAAGGUAGAAGAGGUAGAGAGCUUGGUGGAGGCCAUUAAAAAGGGAAAAGAGAAGCAGAAGGAAAAGGAAAAGCAGCAGAAGGGAAACGGCAAGGGCGGCAAAAAGAGUAAAUGA
Molecule: messenger RNA, 3105 nt
Organism: Trichoderma citrinoviride
Lineage: Eukaryota; Fungi; Ascomycota; Sordariomycetes; Hypocreales; Hypocreaceae
Exons: 3
Coding region: 1-3105 (1034 amino acids)
Source: RefSeq, a predicted model, not a curated record